GCGAUCAGCCGCUGGCGUGCCUGAAGCUCCUCAUGACCCUGCUGCCGCGCCAACCAGCCCAGAGAAAGCUACCGGAGAGGAGUUGGAAGGGGUGCAACCACCCUUUGGGGCUAGCAGCGCGAGCGCAGCCGAUUUCCACUACUUGCUGGGUCGGACGAGCCAGCACCAGGUGAAGCAUUCUUUGCGUGAUGAAGGUUGCGAUGCAAACCAGCAGGAUCCCAGUCGCCGCCGUGGCCGGCGACAGCGGAAGGGGGCUGACGAUGAGGUCGUCGUGCCGGAAAAUUUCCAGCCUGGGGACUCCGUGAGGGUUGAGAAGGGCGGAAAACAGUACGAGGUCUCGUUGUCUCAUGCCAUGAAGCCGGGCGAGACGUUGAAGAUUGCAGUGGAGAAGGACUCGGGCGUGGGUGGCAGCUUGGGUACCACGGCCUCAUCGGCUGUCCGUCUGGUUAUCCCGAGCACUUCCUCGGAGGCUUCCCCUUCGUCAUUGGGUGUGACAACCCUUGGGUCGACUUCGCUGCUUCCGGGCCCUGGAGUCUAUGCGCCUCUCUUUGCCUCCUCUCCAUUGCCUGGUGCUGGCGCAGAGAUCGUGCACCUCUCUUCAACGGACGCGGUGCUCCGGUGGGGGAACCGCGUGGAGUGGCUCCACGGCACCGACACUGUGGAGAGGUGGCUGCGCUCACUCGAGCGAGUCCCCGCGGUGUUGCAGUGA
Symbiodinium natans is the source of this 709-nucleotide messenger RNA. Lineage: Eukaryota; Dinophyceae; Suessiales; Symbiodiniaceae. The record is from the annotation of a GenBank genome assembly.